AUGGUCCACUUGUACCACCACUCGCUCAUCCCCAGCUCGUCCAUCACCUGCGCGUGCGUGGGCAACUUCAGCGGCACCAAGCAGCAGGAGAUCUGCGUCGCACGCGGCGGCCAGCGCAUCGAGCUGCUCAGGACGGAUGCGCAGACGGGCAAGCUCGAGAGUAUCGUCGAGGCGGACGUGUUUGGGCAGAUCAGGAGCUUGACUGCGUUCAAGUUGACCGGCGGUUCCAAGGACUACAUCAUCAUCGGCUCCGACUCUGGCCGGAUAGUCGUCCUCGAGUACGACCCGAACAACAAUGUCUUCAACAAGCUGCACCAGGAGACGUACGGCCGAUCAGGUUCGCGGCGAAUCGUCCCCGGACAGUACCUCGCAACGGAUCCGAAAGGACGUGCAGUCAUGAUUGGAGCGAUGGAGAAGAGCAAGCUCGUUUACAUCCUGAACAGGGAUGCCGCCGCCAACCUCACCAUCUCGUCUCCGCUCGAAGCUCACAAGCCCCGAGCAAUCAUCCACUCGAUUGUUGGUGUCGACGUCGGCUUCGAGAAUCCGAUGUUUGCGGCGCUCGAGGUGGACUACACGGAGGCAGAUCAGGAUUCGACAGGCGCAGCAUUCGAUGCGGCGGAGAAGAUGCUCACGUACUAUGAGCUCGACCUCGGCUUGAACCACGUUGUGCGGAAAUGGAGCGAGGCUACGGACCCGCGAGCGAAUCUCCUUGUCCAGGUGCCCGGUGGUCAGAACGCGACGAUGGACCGGUUCGAUGGCCCGUCCGGCGUGCUCGUCUGCUGCGAGGACUACAUCAUCUACAAGCAUCAGGGCGCGAAGGAGCACCGUGUCCCGAUUCCGAAGCGGGCGCACCCCUUGGCGGAUCCGGAGCGAGGCGUCAUCAUCACGGCGGCGGUCAUGCACAAGAUGAAGGGCGCCUUCUUCUUCUUGCUGCAAAGCGAGGAGGGUGACCUCUUCAAGGUCACGAUCGAGCACGAGGAGGAGGAGGUUACGGCGCUCAAGAUCAAGUACUUCGACACCGUCCCCUCCGCCUCGUCUCUCUGCAUCCUCAAAUCCGGUUUCCUCUUCGUCGCGACCGAGUUUGGCAACCCUCGCCUGUAUCAGUUCGAGAAGCUCGGCGACGACGACGACGAGACCGAGUUCUCCUCGACCGACUACGACAACCUCGGCGCCGGCACCGACCCGCUUCCUCCCGCCCUCUUCCGCCUUCGCGAGCUGCAGAAUCUCGCCAUCGCCGACGAGGUCGAGUCACUCGCGCCGAUCCUCGACGCCAAGGUCGCCAACUACCUUGGCGAGGACACGCCGCAGAUCUACGCGGCCUGCGGACGAGGAGCGCGGAGUUCACUCAGGAUCUUGCGGCAGGGUCUCGAGGUGAUGGAGGCUGUCAGCUCGGAGCUUCCCGGAGCGCCUAUCGCGGUGUGGACGACCAAGUUGCGAGCAGAAGACCAAUACGACGCCUACAUCAUCCUCUCUUUUGUCAACGGCACUCUCGUCCUCGCUAUCGGCGACACGAUUGAGGAGGUCUCCGACACCGGCUUCAUCUCGUCCGCACCGACUCUCGGCGUCCAGCAGCUCGGCGACGAUGCCCUCCUGCAGAUCUACCCUCGCGGUAUCCGUCACAUUCUCGCCGACAAGCGCGUCAACGAGUGGAAGGUCGGUGCGCGGGAGACGAUCGUCUGCGCGACCACCAACAGCCGCCAGGUCGUCAUCGGCCUGUCGACGGGCGAGCUCGUCUACUUCGAACUCGACAUGGAUGGUCAGCUGAACGAAUUUCAGGAGCGGAAGCCGAUGGGAGCCGAGAUCCUGGCGCUCAGCAUCGCGGAGGUGCCGGAGGGACGGCAACGGACACCGUACCUCGCCGUCGGGUGCGCCGAUUCGACCGUCCGCAUCAUCUCGCUCGACCCGGAGAACACGCUCGACUCGCUCUCGCUGCAGGCUCUCACCGCGCCGCCGUCCUCGAUUGUUAUGGCCGAGAUCACCGACGCGAGCAUCGACAAGUACCACGCGACGAUGUUCGUCAACAUCGGCCUGAACAACGGUGUCUUGCUUCGAACUGUCCUCGACCCGCUCACGGGCAGUCUCGGCGACACGCGAACACGCUUCCUCGGGUCUCGUCCCGUCAAGCUCGCUCGCGUACCCGUCCAAGGCUCUCCCGCCAUCCUCGCCCUCUCCUCCCGUCCUUGGCUCAACUACGCCUACCGCGGCAUCCUCCAAUUCACGCCCCUCAUCUUCGACGCGCUCGACUACGCGUGGAGCUUCUCUGCGGAACUGUGUCCCGAGGGCCUCAUUGGCAUCGUCGGCAACAGCCUUCGCAUCUUCACCUUCCCCCGUCUCGGUCAGAAGGUCCAGCAAACCUCCAUCGACCUCUCCUACACUCCCCGCCAGCUCCUUACCUCGGCCCACUCCCGCCUGCUCUACACUGUCGAGGCCGACCACCGGACAUUCUCGCCGUCAGCAAUUCAGAAGACGGUCAGCGACAUGCGGAUGGCGGAGAUGGAGGUCGACGAGGAGGUCUUGAACCUUGACCCGAAGGAGUUUGGCCUGCCGCGAGGACCGGCGGGGCAGUGGGCUUCCUGCGUGCGAGUGAUCGACCCAGUGACGGCCGAGACCGUCUUCAAGGUCGACCUCGAGCACAACGAGGCGGCGUUCUCUGCAGCCGUCGUCACCUUCCACUCGCACCCGAAUGAGGUCUUCCUCGUCGUCGGUACUGGUCAGGACACGUCGCUCGCUCCCAGGGCGUGCAAGCAAGCGUACCUGCACACGUACAAGCUGCUCGAGGAGGGCCGGCAACUUGAGCUGCUGCACAAGACGGAGGUCGACGACAUCCCGAAGGCGCUCAUCGCGUUCCAGGGAAGGCUCGUUGCGGGUGUCGGCAAGGCGCUGCGAUUGUACGACCUCGGCAAGAAGAAGUUGUUGCGAAAGGCGGAGAACAAGAGCUUUGCGACGAUGAUUAUGACGCUCAACACGCAAGGCACGCGUAUCAUUGUGGGCGACGCGCAAGAGUCGGUCUACUACGCCGUCUACAAGGCGCCCGAGAACCGCCUCCUCAUUUUCGCCGACGACAUCUCGCCUCGGUGGACCACGGCGUCCAUCAUGGUCGACUACGAGACGGUCGCAGCGGGUGACAAGUUCGGCAACUUCUUCGUCAACCGCCUGCCGAAGGGCGUCAGCACCGACGUAGACGACGACCCGACCGGCGCCGGCAUCAUGCACGAGAAGCCGUACCUGAUGGGCGCCCCGCACCGGACGCACCUCCUCGCGCACUACCACAUCGGCGACAUCAUCACGUCGCUGCACAAGGUCGCGCUCGUUGCAGGCGGACGCGACCUGUUGGUGUACACCGGCCUCAUGGGUACGGUCGGCGUGCUCGUGCCCUUCGUCUCAAACGAGGACGUCGACUUCUUCACGACCCUCGAAAUGCACCUGCGGUCCGAGGCGCCGUCGCUCUGCGGCCGCGAGCACCUCGCUUACCGAAGCGCCUACACACCCGUCAAGGCAACGGUCGACGGCGACUUGUGCGAGGUGUAUCGGAACUUGCCGAUGGCCAAGCAGGGACAGAUUGCGGGCGAGCUCGAGCGGACGGUAAGCGAGGUCAUCAAGAAGUUGGACAACGUGCGGGCGUCGGCGUGGUAG
This is a messenger RNA of Rhodotorula toruloides NP11, 3633 nucleotides long. Its product is annotated as splicing factor 3B subunit 3. Bases 1 to 3633 code for a protein of 1210 amino acids. Gene Ontology annotation, molecular function: protein binding; U2 snRNA binding. The record is from RefSeq and is a predicted model, not a curated record. Lineage: Eukaryota; Fungi; Basidiomycota; Microbotryomycetes; Sporidiobolales; Sporidiobolaceae. Gene Ontology annotation, biological process: mRNA splicing, via spliceosome. The transcript has 13 exons. Gene Ontology annotation, cellular component: nucleus; U2 snRNP.